Molecule: messenger RNA, 1909 nt
Organism: Acomys russatus (golden spiny mouse)
Lineage: Eukaryota; Metazoa; Chordata; Mammalia; Rodentia; Muridae
Product: stromelysin-3-like
Exons: 2
Biological process (GO): extracellular matrix organization; collagen catabolic process; proteolysis
Cellular component (GO): extracellular matrix
Molecular function (GO): metalloendopeptidase activity; zinc ion binding
Source: RefSeq, a predicted model, not a curated record
CAGCCCCGGGGCGGAUGGCACGGGCCGCCCGUCUCCUCCGCGCGAUCUCGCGCGCCCUCCUGCUCCCGCUGCCUCUGCUGCUGCUGCUGUUGCUGCUUCUCCUGCCUCCGCCGCUCAUGGCCCGGGCCAGGCCACCGAACACAAUCUCAUCCCCGUGUUAGGCUAGCCACCGUCACCACCCUGUGAAGAGAGGGCCACCGCAGCUCCUGCAUGCGGCUCUGCCUAAUAGCUUGACAUCUGUCCCUGCCUCCCACUGGGCCCCUAGUCCUGCCAGUAGUAGCUCCAGACCUCUUCGAUGUGGCGUGCCUGACCUACCUGAUGUGCUCAACUCCGCCCGGAACCGACAGAAGCGCUUCGUACUGUCAGGAGGGCGCUGGGAGAAGACAGACCUCACCUACAGGAUCCUCCGGUUCCCAUGGCAGCUUGUAAGGGAGCAGGUACGGCAGACGGUGGCAGAGGCCCUCCAGGUAUGGAGUGAGGUGACGCCGCUAACUUUCACCGAGGUGCAUGAGGGACGAGCUGACAUCAUGAUUGACUUCACCAGGUACUGGCAUGGGGACAACUUGCCAUUUGAUGGGCCUGGGGGUAUCCUGGCCCAUGCCUUCUUCCCCAAGACCCACCGAGAAGGGGACGUACAUUUUGACUAUGAUGAAACUUGGACUAUCGGGGACAACCAGGGCACAGACCUGCUGCAAGUGGCGGCUCAUGAAUUUGGCCAUGUUCUGGGCCUGCAACAUACCACAGCAGCUAAGGCCCUUAUGUCCCCUUUCUAUACCUUCCGCUACCCUCUAAGCCUCAGCCCGGAUGACCGAAGGGGCAUCCAGCACCUCUACGGCCAGCCCAAGCCGGUCCCCACCUCCCAUGCCCCAGCCUUGGGCUCCCAGGCUGGGAUAGAUACCAAUGAGAUCGCACUGCUGGAGCCGGAAACCCCACCAGAUGUCUGUGAGACUUCCUUUGAUGCAGUUUCCACCAUCCGAGGCGAGCUCUUCUUCUUCAAGGCAGGCUUUGUGUGGAGGCUACGCAGUGGGCGGCUGCAGCCUGGGUAUCCUGCUCUGGCCUCUCGGCACUGGCAAGGACUGCCCAGCCCUGUGGAUGCAGCUUUUGAGGAUGCCCAGGGCCAGAUUUGGUUCUUCCAAGGUGCUCAGUACUGGGUAUAUGAUGGAGAGAAGCCAGUCCUAGGCCCUGCACCACUCUCCAAGCUGGGCCUGCAGGGGUCCCCCAUCCACGCUGCCUUGGUCUGGGGUCCUGAGAAGAACAAGAUCUACUUCUUCCAAGGUGGAGACUAUUGGCGUUUCCACCCCAGAACCCAACGCGUGGACAGUCCUGUGCCCCGACGUGCCACUGACUGGCGAGGGGUGCCUUCUGAGAUUGACGCUGCCUUCCAGGAUGCUGAGGGCUAUGCCUACUUCCUUCGUGGCCCUCUCUACUGGAAGUUUGACCCUGUGAAGGUGAAGGUUCUGGAAGGCUUUCCUCGCCCCAUAGGUCCUGACUUCUUUGACUGUGCAGAGCCUGCCAAUACUUUCCGUUGACAACACCAUGGAUGCGCUCAGGGAUACUGACCCCUGCCACGCCACUUAUAUCAUUAAAGAGACCCAUAGCCCUGUUUGGGGCUCUGGGCUUCAGGCAUGGGACAGACAGAGACUAUAGGUCUCCUCAGGGGAGUGAGUGGGUUGGGGUACAGCCACUAUUUGCAGGAAGGGCCAUGCUGGUCAUGGUCAUCUGCCAACAACUGCCUCAGACUGGGCAAAGGCUUUGAUAUUACUUACAAGUAAGGGAGGUCGUGGGCCAACAAUAUUCUACCUACCAAUAUUCCACAGUCAACCUGGCUGCUCAAGGCCUCCAUCUGUCCCUCAAAGCAGAGCCCCCCACAGUAAUUCAGGAAUCACGUUGUCUUCCUUCUAUUCCUGUA